AUGGACGCCAUUUCCUUUGUUCUUGGCGUUCAUUCCAGUCAUUUACGUUCUCAAAAUCUAAAAGAUAUGAUUUAUCGCUCUGAGGCUAUGAGCCAUAGCGAGACUUCCAGCAGUGGACGCUCACCCCGACAUGCUUCCGUUACCGCUGUCUAUCAAAACAAUCAAGGUCGCGAGAUUCGAUUCAAGCGCAGCAUCAACAGUAACGGCAACUCAGAAUACCGUAUUAACGAUAGAGUUGUUCAAUACUCCAACUACAACGCAGCACUUGAAAAAGAAAACAUUUUGGUAAAAGCAAAGAACUUUUUGGUAUUUCAAGGAGACGUUGAAUCUGUUGCAAGCCAAAAUCCAAAAGAUUUAACAAGGCUUAUUGAACAAAUUAGUGGUUCCUGGGAAUACAAGGAUGAGUAUGACGAGGCAAAGGCAGAUAUGGAAAAGGCCAUUGAGAAUAGUGCACACGCAUUCAACAAGAAACGUAGCCUUGCUUUAGAAAUCAAGCAGUACGAAGCGCAGAAGAGGGAAGUUGAAAAGUUUGAAGAAAAAGUAAAAGACCGAAGAGAGUGUGUCUUACAGUACUUGCUGUGGAAGCUUUAUCACAUUGAAAUGAAGACAAAUAGCUUGGCCGAAGAAAAAGACAAAAAGUACUUUAAGAGCAGUGAGGCCAAGGGUCAACAGGAUUCCUUGGAAUAUCAAUUCAAAACUGCAAGAGAACAAAGGGCAUUGCUCCAUCGUGAAAAAACAAGACUUGAAGUUCAAAUCCGUAGAAUACAGAAAGAAUUAGAAGAUCAAUUGCCUACUUCUAUCAAAUCCAGAGAGAAACUAGUUAAUUUUGAGAAAAAACUAAAGCAGACCGAGUUAAACAUUGAACGUGUCAAAAGGGAUGGACAACAGCAAGAGUCUGUUGUUCAUUCUCUAGAAAAGGACAUGGAGUUACUAGUAGCUACAGAAAGAGAAUAUAACAGUUCGGUUGCUACUACUUCAUCAGGUGAUAUCCCACAGCUAACGUUACAACAAGCCAAGGAUUAUGAAAGAAGAAAGGAGGAAGUAAACAACAACACUGCUGAAGAACAGCAACAAUUGCUACAGUACCAGCGUCAACGUAGAACUCAACAACAGCGUGCAAACGAGUUGCGCAUGAAGCUGGAGAGUUUACAAGAGUCGGAAGCUGAAAUAUUGAGCAAAAUUCAUGAUGCAGAAGCAGAAGUCGCAGAAAUCACAGCUGAGGGCGAGAAGAAAACUUCAUUAUUAGAAUCACGUCAAGCCGAAUUAUCUCAACUUGUAGAUGAGCGUGAGACCAUUCAUCGUCGUGAAGUUGAAUUGAAUGAUAAGCUUCAAAAGACGCUUACAAAGCUCCUUGAUGCCAAUCUCACGUUACAAGACACAGAGAACGAUUCCAAGUUUAACAACAGCAUUGCCACCAUGAAACAAAUCUAUCCAAAUGUUCAUGGAAAGCUAUCUGAUUUAUGUAGGCCUACGCAGCGUAAGUAUGAUACCGCAAUUGCUACUGUGUUUGGAAGAAAUAUGGAUGCUAUUGUUGUUGAAGAUGAAGCAACUGCUAUCGAAUGCAUUCGACAUAUGAAAGAACAGCAUAUUCCCACUGCCACUUUCUUACCUCUUCAUUCAUUGUCAGUCCCAUCCAUUAACCAGAACCUUAGCAGUCUUGUGAAAGGAGUGAGAUUGGCAUUUGACCUUGUCAAAUUUGAUUCUCAAUAUGAACAGGUGGUCCGAUAUGCUUGUGGAAACACUGUAGUCUGUGAUAACUUGAGUAUCGCAAAGCGAGUCUGUUUUGACAUGAAUGAGUCUGUUAGAGCGGUUACUCUUGAUGGCACUGUCAUUCACCCUAGCGGUUUGAUGACUGGUGGUUCUGCUCCUACACAACCUGUAACUAAAUGGCACGAGAGCGAAGUCGAAGAGUAUUUAGAAUUAAUGAAACAAAGAGACGAAUAUCUAGCUGAACUCAAUAACAUCAGCAUGAACAAACGCAUGGGCAGUUUGGAAGACUCAGUAAGAAACGAUUGCGCGAGAUUACAAGCACAAGUUGAUUCACUGAAAGACGAUUUGUUGGCGACCAAUCGAAAGAUCGAAGGAUUGAACGGCACACUCCAAGAUAUUCGUAACAAGAUAAAUGAAGCAAAGCAACCUCUUGGAGAAGCAGAAAUAUAUAUGCAGCAACUUGAUCAAAAGAUUGCAAGUGUUCGUGAACGCAUUGCUGAAGUAGAAGAUCAAGUGUUUGAAGACUUUUGUGCACUCAUUAAUGUGGCUAAUAUUCGAGAGUAUGAAGCUAUGCUUCAGAACGGUUCGGAUGAAGUCUCUGAGCGUCGUGCACAGUUUGCGUCACAAAAACAACGUCUUGAAACACAACUUGACUUUGAAAAGGAACAGCUUAAUGAGCUUGUCAAACGUCUUCAAAGCUUGGAAGCCAGUUAUAAUUCGGAUACAACUGCCAAGAGCCAAAUAGAAGCUGAAUUGAAUGGUAUGAGUGGAAGAAAGGAGAGCUUGACAGAGAGAUUGGAGAUAUGUAAACAAGAACUGGAAAGAAAGGCCAGGGAAGAAGAGGAUAAGCAAAAAGAGAUAAAUGAUAUUAGCAAUUUAUUGGAAGUCAAGGGUCGAGAUGUUAAGCAAAUUCUGAAAGAAGUGGGCACUAUUGAAACGGAGAUCUCUAAAUAUUAUGCAGAACGAGUGGCAAUUUUCAGAAAAUGUAAACUUGAAGGAAUCAAUCUACCCAUGCUUCAAGGUUCUAUGGAUGAUAUUGUUGUAGAAGGUGAACAAAUUUCACAGGCAGAAGGAAUGGCUACUGAUGAUAGCAGCGUGUCUUCCUCUAUGGACGUUGACGAACCUCCUUCACAAACCUCCAUUUUAACAUCCGACUGGACUAUUGAAAUUGACUAUGCACGCUUAGGUCAACUUCAGCGUGAUGACAGUAGCCAGGCUGUGGAUAAAGAUUUCCAAGACGAGAUUAAGCGAUUAACGGACGAGAUUGAACAAAUGGCGCCUAACCUUAAGGCAGUAGACCGACUUGAAAGUGUUGAAGAAAGCCUCAAGGUCGCAGAGGAUGAAUUCAGCGUGGCAAGAAAUACAGCCAAAGCUGCUAAAGAGCGAUUUAAUAUGAUCAAGCAAAAGAGGUUCUCUUUAUUUUACGAUGCCUUUAGUCAUAUUUCUGAACAUAUUGACAGAGUCUACAAGGACCUCACAAAGAGUGAAACCUUCCCCUUGGGUGGUACUGCCUAUUUGAGCUUAGAGGAUACUGAAGAGCCUUAUUUGGAAGGCAUCAAAUACCAUGCUAUGCCACCUAUGAAAAGAUUCCGUGAUAUGGAGCAACUAUCUGGAGGUGAAAAGAGUGUGGCCGCGCUAGCAUUAUUAUUUGCUGUACACAGCUAUAAGCCAUCACCCUUCUUCGUCUUGGAUGAAGUGGAUGCGGCUCUUGAUAAUGCAAAUGUAUCCACAGUUGCAUCUUAUAUACGUGAACAUGCAACAGACGAGUUCCAAUUUAUCGUCAUUUCAUUGAAACAGUUACUUUAUGAAAAGGCUCAAAGCUUAGUUGGUAUCUAUCGAGAUCAAGGCUUUAACUCGAGCAAGACAAUGACAUUGAUGUUGGAUCAAUAUCAAAGUUAA
Messenger RNA from Rhizopus microsporus ATCC 52813, 3609 nucleotides. Its product is annotated as RecF/RecN/SMC protein. The transcript has 10 exons. The record is from RefSeq and is a predicted model, not a curated record. NCBI's taxonomy places the organism in Eukaryota, Fungi, Mucoromycota, Mucoromycetes, Mucorales, Rhizopodaceae. The coding region runs from base 1 to 3609 and encodes 1202 amino acids. Gene Ontology annotation, biological process: sister chromatid cohesion. Gene Ontology annotation, molecular function: DNA binding; ATP binding; ATP hydrolysis activity. Gene Ontology annotation, cellular component: cohesin complex; chromosome; nucleus.